UGAAUAAUUUCGAAAUGCAAUUAGUAAAAUGCACUGAAUGGAGGUCAGUUUUGCACCAUGCUUUACAAAGUUCAGUGGAAAAUAAAUAUGGAUGAGCUACCUUCCUCAAUGAUUGCAAACACUGCAACGACUCGACGGCAGUGCAAUAUGAACUGAUUUGUGACUCGGAUGGGUAACGGUUCAGUGAAAGUGCAUCCGAAAAAAAUGUGAAAUACCGCCAAAAAUGUUGGUGAAAUUGAUGAUUUUCUCACUGUUGCUGCCGUUUUCGCUAACCCAGGCUCGGAGAUGUGUGGUGAAGUUUGAAAGUGGGGGUGGUGUGGGUGUACUUAAGAAAACAUUUACAAACCGACAGUACUGUGCCUACCUUGGAAUACCAUAUGCUCAACCUCCGGUGGGAGAGCUGAGAUUCGAGGAACCAAUUGCUUUUCAUUUCAAUGGGUCCGCUGUGUUUGAUAAACCUUCAAGCAUGUGCGCACAGACGCCAAAAGAAGUCACGGUUGGAGAAGAAGACUGCCUUUACCUGAAUGUGUACACUCCCCAUGUUCGAGGGAGCCCACGGUCACGGGCUUUAAUGCCGGUGCUGGUGUGGAUUCACGGGGGAAGCUUCACCGAAGGUUCAUCUGAAACAGAUAUUUUUGGCUCUGAACUAAUUCUCGACAAGGACAUCAUCGUAGUCACGUUCAACUAUCGGCUAGCAUCGCUCGGAUUUAUGGGAAUUGUUGAUUUGGAAGUCAAACCUGAUCUGGGACUGAAAGACCAAACGGUAGCUUUGCGAUGGGCGAAGCGAAAUAUCAAAAGCUUCGGUGGAGACGCUAAUCGAAUUACUUUGCUGGGUUGGAGUGCAGGCGCAGCAUCCGCCACAUAUCAUAUGUACACAAGCGCCUCGAAAGAAUUGUUUCAACGUGUGAUAGCCAUGAGCGGCACGAUGACACAACCGUGGGCUUAUAAUUUCAAACCGCAAUGGUGUAGCAACGAGUAUCUCAAGCAAAUUGAUGCGACUACUAUUCAGGAACUUAAAUCACGUUCUGUGAAAUUUCUGAUUCCUGUGGACGGGCCCGGUUUUCACUACAGUGGUAUCGUGUAUUUGUGCUAUAUGCCAAGUGAGGAUCCAAUUUAUAUACCGCAGAAUCCCUACGACAUAGUUCGAACGAUGCAACCUGUGAGUGAUGUUCCGCUUCUGAUUGGAGCCACUAAUGUGGAGCAUGAAAAUUUGUUACAUCGACGCGUUUUCUACAUGUCCCAAUCUAAUUAUCCAAACGGCAAUGAGACUAUCUACGAGCGCAUCAAGGAUUUUCUCGAAUAUUCCCGCUUCAACCGAUCUGCUGAUGUUUUUUACCGCAAACUCACGGCCGUGACUGACUUCACAUUUGGAAUGCAAUAUUUUAUCAGCCACGCCGUACAACUGUUCAAAUCGCCCAUUUUUCUUUACCAAUUCUCAUUCGAUGGACCAUUUGGUUACCCAAAAAAUGUGCUAUAUCGGGAUGAAAUUACGCACCCAAUUCAGGGUGCUAUGCAUGGUGACGAUCUCGGUUAUCUUUUUACACCGUACAAUUUCCGAAAAAUCCUUGAUGAGAGCCGAAAUGUUUCCAACCGGGUUGCUGCAAGAGCACUGAAUGUGCAACGCCGCAUGGUGCGUCUAUUCACGAAUUUCAUCAAAUCCAGCAAUCCAACGCCGAACAAUGGUCGAAUCAAUCAGACAAUAUGGUAUCCCUAUAACGACCGGAAUCCACAGCUGGCCGGACGAUAUCUCAAUAUCGGCCAAAAACUACAGAUGCGACCAGAUACGACGGUCAAGAAUUAUUACUAUGAGCUUUGGGGAACAAUAUUCGAAUGUUUGUAUUAUUAUAGGUGCGAAUUUUUGGAGCAAAGGUAGCUUCGAGAAGUGAAUGAUUAACAGUAAUAAAGACAAUCUGGUAGUCCAUGUAUAUUUUCAUUAAAAACACGUACUAUAUACCUAUUAAACCUAUUAAAUAUAAAUCUUAAUUAAAUAGCAGAUGUGAAAAAUGGUAAGUUU
Messenger RNA from Wyeomyia smithii (pitcher-plant mosquito), 2014 nucleotides. Its product is annotated as carboxylic ester hydrolase-like. The transcript is spliced from 4 exons. NCBI's taxonomy places the organism in Eukaryota, Metazoa, Arthropoda, Insecta, Diptera, Culicidae. The record is from RefSeq and is a predicted model, not a curated record. The coding region runs from base 224 to 1873 and encodes 549 amino acids.